AUGGAAAAGCCACCAGCUCACGAAGACAAGCAUGCCACCAAAGCAGAGCAAAUAUCGCGCAUCGACGCGCUCGCCACCGCGCCGGGCGUCACGCGGGAGUCUUUCGCCCAUCUCGACGAGAAGGCCAUCCUGCGCAAGAUGGAUCUACGCCUGAUACCCAUGCUCGCGCUCCUCUACCUCCUCUCCUUCCUCGAUCGCGGUAACAUAGGGAAUGCUCGGAUCGAGGGCCUGGUGGAGGAUCUCGGGAUGACGGGGCCUCAGUAUAAUUGGUGCUUGACGGCGUUCUUCUUCACGUACGCGGCGUUCGAGGUGCCCAGCAAUCUGCUGUUGAAGAAGCUUAGGCCGAGCAUCUGGCUACCGAGUAUUAUGGUGGCGUGGGGCGUGGUUAUGACCUUGAUGGGGAUUGUGCAGAAUUAUCAUGGUUUAUUGAUUGCGCGGAUAUUUCUUGGUGUAACGGAAGCUGGCUUGAUCUGGCUCUGUCGUCUUGUUUACGCAGCAGAACGAGGUAUCAUGAAACUAAUGGAAAACAGACUAUUCCCGGGUGUAGCGUACUACAUCACCAUGUGGUAUUGUCGACAUGAAGCUCAGUUCAGACAAGCUCUGUUUUUCAGCGCCGCCUCAGUCGCCGGAGCAUUCUCAGGCCUGCUCGCGUUUGGUAUUGCCAAGAUGGACGGCAUCGGAGGCCUCGAAGGCUGGCGCUGGAUCUUCAUCUUAGAGGGCAUCUUGACCGUCGUAGUCGCAAUCCUCGCAUAUUUCACACUCUUCGAUUUCCCCGAAACCGCCAGCUUCCUAAACGAGGAAGAGCGAGCCUUUGUGGUAUAUCGACUAAAGUACCAAGGACAGCAAAAAGACGACAACGUCAGGGUUGCGCAGGAUGAUUCAUUCCAGUGGAAAUAUGUUAAGGCUGCUUUCUUGGACUGGCAAAUUUACAUGUCGAUCUUGGUAUACUGGGGAAUCGUAGCACCGCUCUACGGCAUCUCGCUCUUCCUGCCAACCAUCAUCAGAGGGCUUGGGUUUUCACGCGCGGCAGCCCAGCUCUUGACCGUACCAAUCUAUAUCACAGCGUCAGUCCUUGCAGUAGGCACGGCGUGGGUUAGUGACAAAUAUGGCCGGCGGUCACCGUUUAUAUUGGUGUGCCUCGGUAUCAUGGCGGUCGGCUUCAUCAUGUGUCUCUCAACUGGCACACCUGGAGUGGUGUACGCUGGGGUGUUCAUCGCAGCAGCAGCUCUAUAUCCAGCUUUUCCGGGUAACAUUACUUGGCUAUCCAACAAUCUUGCGGGCUCCACAAAGCGUGCAACAGGACAGGCCAUCCAGAUUGCCAUGGGCAAUCUCGCCGGAGCCAUGGCUUCCAACUUUUAUCGGUCAAAAGAUUCGCCUCGUUAUAUCCUAGGACACGCGCUCGAACUUGCCUUCAUCUGCGUUGGCAUCCUCGCGGGGCUGUUUUUGGUGUGGAAUUACACCCGUAUUAAUAAGAAGCGAGAAAGGCAGAUGGCAGAAGGGGCGCACAACGGGUAUACGCCAGAAGAGCUGAGUGAGCUCGGCGAUCGUGCCAUCAAUUUCCGUUACUUCUUGUAG
This is a messenger RNA of Didymosphaeria variabile, 1575 nucleotides long. RefSeq lists its product as uncharacterized. The coding region runs from base 1 to 1575 and encodes 524 amino acids. Gene Ontology annotation, molecular function: transmembrane transporter activity. Gene Ontology annotation, biological process: transmembrane transport. The record is from RefSeq and is a predicted model, not a curated record. The transcript has 4 exons. Gene Ontology annotation, cellular component: membrane. NCBI's taxonomy places the organism in Eukaryota, Fungi, Ascomycota, Dothideomycetes, Pleosporales, Didymosphaeriaceae.